Messenger RNA from Lathyrus oleraceus (garden pea), 3246 nucleotides. Its product is annotated as transcription factor EMB1444. The record is from RefSeq and is a predicted model, not a curated record. The transcript is spliced from 11 exons. Gene Ontology annotation, biological process: regulation of DNA-templated transcription. Gene Ontology annotation, molecular function: protein dimerization activity; DNA-binding transcription factor activity. Bases 779 to 2929 code for a protein of 716 amino acids. NCBI's taxonomy places the organism in Eukaryota, Viridiplantae, Streptophyta, Magnoliopsida, Fabales, Fabaceae.
CGGGAUUAAAUUAUUAAAGAGCAUUUUUACAUCAUUUUAGAUAAAUCGGACGGUUGAGAUUAAAAGUUGGGCAAAGUGUUAAAAUUUUCAACUAGAAAAUAGAAAACUCACACACUCUUCUCUUCCACCAUAGACAUUAUUUCACUCAUUUGCUUCUUCACUUUCUUCUCAGAAAUUGGAAACAUUUGUGAACUCAUUCUCUUUCUUUCUCUGUGAAAAGGGUAAGCAGAAUUUCUGAAUUUGCCUUAUAAAUAUCACAAAUCUUCAUUGUUAGCAAAUUCUUUCACAAUUUCAGAGAAAUUCAGCACCGCAACAACCUUAAACGCUUUGAUAUGUCAUCGGAUAUAAGCUAAGUUUUGGAAUUAAGCGUCAAGAACGAAAGGUGUUUGUUUAAAUGCGCGUUAAUUUUAUGGCUAUUGGGAAAUUUUGUUGUGCUAGAAGUUUUGUUUUUUCAGUGUAAUUGAGGGUUUGGUUGUGUUUAAUUUAACGACUGUGAGGUAAAGUUUGAAGCUUUUGUUGGUGGGGUGGUGGGAAUUUUGCGGUGUGAGUGAUGGGUGGGGAUCGUGUGUUACUAUUACAAACUGUUGGAAGAGAACCGCCAUUAAAACGGCGAGCUGGGUUGCGGAGGAAGCAAGCUGGAAGAGGGUCUUACAGAGGGAGCUAGCUAGUUAGGGGAAGGUGAUUGAUUGGUUCUUUCUGUGUGAUUGGAUUUGGGGGGUUUUUUCGUCUUUUUUUGGAGGUUUCAAGGUUUCUAAGUUUUUAUAAAGGGAAGAAGAAGAUGGGUAACAAUUUACAUCAACUACUCAGAAGUCUUUGUUUCAAUACUCAUUGGAAUUAUGCUAUCUUUUGGAAGCUCAAACAUUGUGCUCCAAAUCCAAUGAUCUUAACAUUGGAGGAUGCUUACUAUGACAAUUCAGAUUAUUUCGACUCUUCAGAAAAUAAGUACGGUCAAAAGACCUUGGAUCAGAUUAAGGGUGGGAAAUUUUCGCACGAGGCUUUGGGGUUAGCUGUGGCGAAAAUGUCAUAUAAUGUAUACUCAUUAGGGGAAGGCGUUGUUGGACAGGUAGCUGUUACUGGAAAACAACGGUGGAUCUGUGCAGAUGAUCAAGCAACAAGUUCUGGCUUGUCUUUUGAGUUUGAUGAUUUGUGGCAAACUCAGUUUUCUGCUGGAAUUAGGACAAUUGUUGUUGUGUCUAUAGUCCCACUCGGCGUUGUUCAGCUUGGUUCUCUAAUAAAAGUGAAUGAAGAUAUGGGGGUUAUUAAUCAUAUAAGAAAUCUUUUUUUGUCUACUCAAGAUUACUUGAUAGACCACAUUCCUAGUCAAAUACAACGUAGUUUGAAGAGCUCUUCAUCUCAGCAGGAUAUCUUGAAGGAAAAAUCAUCUUCAGAUAUUAUGCCUGCAUCCAUGACGAAUGAAACAGUGGGUGUUUUGAUGCCCCUUCAAUGUUCUGGGAGGAACAGUGCAACUAAUUCUGCAUAUUGGGAAAUGGGCGAUGAUGUGGUCAAGCACGAAGGACCCGAGCUCAAUAGUGAUGCGAGUCCCAUUUGGCUUCAGUCGGCGUUUGAUAUGAUUAAUGUGGAGCAUCCGAAAUUUGGAGAGGUAAAACCUCUAAGUGCGAGGGAGUGUGCAGGGAGCAGUGAUGGCUGCAAAAAUAUGAAAUUGGAAUCGGAACAAAAUCUAUCAUCAUUUUUGAACAAUUCUGUUAUAAAUAAUGAUGGCGUCGAUGAUUUGAUACACCAUUCAGAAAAGGCCAGAGUCGAUUCUGCAUGCUUUCCGACAGAUUUUCUUGAUGCAUAUGUUUCUGAAAGUGACAAGUCUCGUAAACACUGCGAAAAGUCAGAGUUUUGGACUGUGCCUUGUGGCAAGGAUACCUCCUAUACAGAGUUGAGUUUUCCUGCUGGCUGUGAACUACAUGAAGCACUUGGACCAGCAUCUUUGAAAGGGAGUAAAUAUUUUGAUAUGCUGGCACAGGUUAAUCAAGAUGUGAAAAUUGCGGAUGUGCCAGAUGUAGUUAACACUAGUCAAUCAACUCCAGAGCAUCUUUUGGAAGCAAUGGUGGCCAACAUUUGUCACAGUAGUAAUAAUGAUGUUAAUAGUGAAUCAUCAUUUUAUAGAUCAAAGCAAUCUGCAAUAAGUUCUGGCAAAAAACCUGAAGUUUCUAUUCAAAAUGUGCAUACUGUUAAUCCAGAAAGCUAUUCAAUAGAUCAUCCUUCUCUUUUCAGAGAGGAAAAACACCAUUGUUUGAGCUCAUCGUCAGGGAUAUGCGGUGUUAUGUCAUCUAAAGGCAUUUCUUCUAUAUGUCCUAGUGCUUGUAGUGAGCCACUCGAACGGUCAUCUGAACCAUCUAAGAACAGCAAGAAGAGGGCUAGACCUGGAGAAAGUUGCAGACCUCGUCCAAGAGACAGGCAACUGAUCCAAGAUCGAAUUAAGGAGCUGAGAGAUUUGGUUCCAAAUGGUGCAAAGUGCAGUAUUGAUUCACUACUGGAGCGCUCAAUAAAGCACAUGCUCUUUCUGCAAAGCGUAACUAAGCACGCUGACAAGCUAACAAAAUUUGCUCUUUCUAAAUCAAAGCUGCAUCAUGUGGAAGCAGACAUUCAUGGAUCCUCUAGUAGUGAGCAGGGUUCAAGUUGGGCAAUGGAGGUAGGGGGUCAUCUAAAAGUUCAUUCAAUAUUAGUGGAGAAUCUUAGCAAGAAUGGACAGAUGCUUGUUGAGAUGCUAUGUGAAGAGUGGAGCUAUUUUCUGGAAAUAGCAGAAGCCAUAAGAAGCUUAGGCCUUACAAUUUUGAAGGGUGCAACAAAAACUCGCGAUGAGAAGAUGUUAAUAUGCUUUAUUGUUGAGGUUGAAAACAACAAAAAUGUACACCGAUUGGACAUCUUGUGGCCGCUUGUUCAGAUACUGCAAUCCAAGAGCACUGUGCAGCAACAGUAACUGGUUUAUUCGUAGGAACUUCACGGCCCGUUAUUUGUUGCUGGAACUCAUUAUUGAUCAUUGAAAUGAUGCUCAGGAUUUCUUACCCUUGUGUGUUUAAGACUCUGAUUGUUGUUUUUCUCAAGUCUUGUUUGAAUAUUUGAGUGUUUGUCUGUGUUUGGCAUUGAAAUAACACAAUGCAUUGAUCACUUGUUAAUCUUAGUGCCACUUUUUAUGUUCCAGACUUAUCUUUUGAUGAUCAUUAAACAAGAUGCUCAUGUAUUGAAAUGUGAUUGUUAAUUAUCAAUAAUGUAAAAUCAAAUUUUAGUUUCUAUCAA